AUGCCGCACAAACGUCAUUCCAGAUCCCCCUCAGCUUCAGAGAGCAACACCAGCAGCGACUCUUCAAUUUCCUCGAUGGAGUGCAUAGAACCUCGCCCUAAGAAGUUGUCUAAAAGACGCGGGCGCAAACCUGAUAAAGACGAUCAAAAGGUCAAGAAAACCAAGAUCUCAAAAGAGAAGGAGGACUCAGAAUUCGAAGUCCAAGAAGAGUUUCUUGCGGCAGCACGUGCCAUGGCACGUUGUGUCGAUUUAUUCUGCAACGUUGAGAAACUCUUAAGGGUAGGUCUACUCCUACAGCAAGAGCAGGCCACGGAGAAUGGAGAAUUAGAAGAGUCAGAGGCCAAGCGUGAAUCCCAUCAGAAAAGGCUUGUGAGUCUUUCAACCAAUACCCUCGAUCGGUACAAGUGCAACUAUCAGCAGUUGCUUCAACUGGCUCCGGGACUCCAAUCACUUAUUACUGAUCGCCCAAAGUCCAAGGAUCUCACUCAGAUCGCACGCAAGAUGAAUGCUGUCAUUAGUGGGACACGUUCCGACGAUGCAACUCAUUUGAAGGUCCAAAUCGGACACUACGUGGCGCCUGAACCUUUGAAGGAAGGUCUGAAGCCUACCAUCUACAAUGGGGGCUCACUGUCCAGGGCGCACAUGGGCAUCAACCACCCUGUGCUUGCUUCUUUCCUAUGUCCUAUUUCUGCACUUGCAGAUUUCAAACGAGAUCCCAUUCUGGCCCGGAAAUGGAUGGAGAUCAGAGGGAUUCGUAUGACCACGAUCGACUUUCCGGUGUUCCUGUGGGCCGGAAAGCCUCCUGGAAGUAGGUAUGACAAGGACAUCAUGAAUGAGGGCCUAUUCCAGGGUUAUUUCCUCAAGCGUAUAAUGCGUCAUAUUUUUACAGGUCCUUCCACUGCUUUAGGUGAUGACUCGUGCGCUACGUGA
This is a messenger RNA of Suillus subaureus, 930 nucleotides long. RefSeq lists its product as uncharacterized. Lineage: Eukaryota; Fungi; Basidiomycota; Agaricomycetes; Boletales; Suillaceae. The record is from RefSeq and is a predicted model, not a curated record. The coding region runs from base 1 to 930 and encodes 309 amino acids. The transcript is spliced from 6 exons.